AUGGUAGCCUUGGACGGAGCUCGCUUUGACUUUGUCGUCGUUGGCGGCGGCACUGCCGGCAACACAGUCGCCGGUCGUCUCGCUGAGAACCCCAACGUCACCGUCCUGGUCGUUGAAGCUGGUAUCGGUAACCCUGAUGAGGUGUCCGAUAUUACUACACCUGCCUUGGCUAUGGAUCUGCGCGAUAGUCAGUAUGACUGGGCGUAUAAGACUACAUUGGUCAAGCGUGACGACUACGAACGCAUUGAAAAGCCUAAUACCCGUGGCAAAACCCUCGGAGGGAGUUCCUCGCUAAACUACUUCACCUGGGUCCCGGGUUGCAAGGCCACAUUUGACAUGUGGGGUGAAUAUGGUGGUGACGAGUGGACCUGGGAUCCUCUUGUGCCUUACCUUCGCAAGAGCGCUACCUACCAUGAUGACCCCAGGCUCUACUCGCCUGAACUGAAGAAAAUCGGCAGUGGCGGACCGAUUCCUAUUGCGCACGCCGAACUGCUUGACGAGAUGAAGGACUUCCGAAGCCUUCUAACCAAGGCGUGGGAGUCUACGGGUCAACCACUGACUGAAAACAUCUAUGAUGGCGAGAUAAAUGGUCUCACGCAUUGCUGUGAUACGAUCUAUCGCGGUCAACGCUCCGGUAGUUGGUUGUUUGUCAAGGACAAGCCCAACAUUACUAUCGUGUCUCAGGUGCAUUCCAAGCGCCUAAUCAUCGAUGAAGCAGACCGCUCCUGCAAAGGCGUCACUGUCAUUGAUCCCUCCGGCAAGGAGCUCAAUUUCUAUGCCACCAGGGAGGUUAUUUUAUCCCAGGGCGUCUUCGAAAGCCCUAAGCUUCUGAUGCUAAGCGGUAUCGGCCCGAACCGUGAACUUUCCAAGCAUGGUAUCAACACAAUCGUCAAUUCCGAACACGUCGGCCAGCACCUUAUCGACCAUCCCGGUGUUCCAUUUGUCCUACAAGUCAAAGACGGCUACGGGAUGGAAGACCACCUGCUACGCAAAGGUCCGGAACAUACCGCUACCGUCAACGCCUACAAAAACGGCAAUAAGGGCCCCAUGGGCUCAGGGCUGCUAGAGAUGGUGGGAUUCCCCCGUAUUGACUCAUAUCUCGAGAAAGACCCCGCCUACGUCCAAGCCAAGAAGGCCAACGGAGGCGCAGACCCGUUCUCGCCCAUGGGCCAACCGCACUUCGAACUAGACUUCGUCUGCAUGUUUGGCACCGCCUUCCAAUGGCAUUUCCCAACACCGAAGAAAGGCCAGCACACCUGUGUGGUUGUCGAUCUUGUACGACCUGUGUCUGAUCCAGGAGAGGUGACGCUGAAUAGUGCGGACCCGCUCGUGCAGCCCAACAUCAACCUGAACUUCUUCGCGAAUGACCUCGACAUCAUUGCCAUGCGCGAAGGCAUUAGGUUCAGUUAUGACGUUCUCACGAAGGGAGAGGGGUUCAAGGAUAUUGUUAUCGGAGAGUACCCGUGGGAAAUGCCGUUGGAUGACGACAAGGAAAUGAAGAGAGCUGUCCUGGAUCGAUGCCAGACCGCUUUCCAUCCUUGUGGUACUGCGAGAUUGUCGAAGAAUAUUCAGCAGGGUGUCGUUGAUCCGAAGCUGAAGGUCCAUGGGGUUAAAAAUCUCAGGGUUAUUGAUGCUUCGGUCAUCCCGGUCAUUCCUGAUUGUCGUAUUCAAAAUUCGGUCUAUAUGGUCGGUGAGAAAGGGGCUGAUUGUAUCAAGGCUGAUCAUAAGGAUCUUUACUAA
Molecule: messenger RNA, 1740 nt
Organism: Penicillium cinerascens
Lineage: Eukaryota; Fungi; Ascomycota; Eurotiomycetes; Eurotiales; Aspergillaceae
Product: GMC family oxidoreductase
Exons: 1
Coding region: 1-1740 (579 amino acids)
Molecular function (GO): oxidoreductase activity, acting on CH-OH group of donors; flavin adenine dinucleotide binding
Source: RefSeq, a predicted model, not a curated record